Messenger RNA from Brassicogethes aeneus, 3903 nucleotides. Lineage: Eukaryota; Metazoa; Arthropoda; Insecta; Coleoptera; Nitidulidae. The record is from the annotation of a GenBank genome assembly.
AUGGAUCCAGGGUUUAAUUUAAAGUAUGAGAAUCCUGUAAGGAAAGCCAAUUUUUUCUCAAAAUCAUUGUUUAUAUGGAUGAUAAGAUUAUUCAGGAAAGGCUCAAGAAAAGUCCUUGAAGUGCAAGAUUUGUACAAAACAUUACCAGCAGAUCAAUCAGACCAUCUUGGAGAUGUUUUGGAGGGCAAUUGGAACGAAGAAAUAGCAAAGGCAAAGGCGAAAAACAAAAAACCUAGUCUUAUCAGAGCACUGGCCAAAACAUAUCUGGGCAAAUACAUGUGUUGGGGUGUGGUUAUAUUUAUACAAUUUGCUAUAAUAAGACCUGUUCAGCCAAUGAUUUUGGCAGAGUUAUUGAAGUUGUUUACGAGUUAUGCACCCAAAGAUAGUGGUGUUAUUAGAGAUAUGUAUAUCUAUGGUAGUGGUGUUGUAGGUUUUUCUUUAAUUCUUAUCUUUAUGGUACAUCACUCAAAUUAUGGUCAAUCCAGAAUUGGUAUGAGGAUAAGAGUUGGGGUUUCAUCUUUGGUUUACAGAAAAAUAGGUCUAGUGACUUUCUUCAUGUGGCAGGAAGUGGGCAUAUCAACGUUGGCUGGCGUAUUUAGCAUGGUAAUUUUCACUAUACCUCUACAAGGUUAUCUCGGUAAAGUAACAUCAAAUCUGCGAAGAAAAAUCGCUUCGAAAACUGAUCGAAGAGUUGUUCUUAUGAACGAAGUUAUAUCAGGUAUACAAGUUAUUAAAAUGUAUGCUUGGGAGAAACCGUUCGAAAAACUCAUCCACUGGGCGAGAAAAACUGAAAUUCACAGUUUAACCAAGUCAGCAUACCUACAAGGAUUUUUUUUGAGUUCUCUGGUGUUCGUAGAACGAACCACGUUGUUUUUGACAUGCGUUUGUUUCGUACUCACAGGGCAUGUCUUAACGGCAGACAUAGUUUUCCCAAUAGCGCAAUUCUUCAACAUACUCCAGAUGACGAUGGCUAUGUUAUAUCCAGCCGCUAUAACCUACGGUGCUGAAAGUUUGGUGGCUAUAAGACGUAUCGAGAAAUUUUUAUUACUCGAUGAAAAGCAGAAAGCCGAUCUUAAACACACCAGCGAUGGAAGCUUGCUUGUGUCAAACGUGGAUGCAGAGUGGGUGGAAGGAAACACCGUGUUGGAGAAUAUUUCCUUCACUGUACCUAAAGGAUCCUUAUGUGCUAUUAUAGGUCCUGUAGGUUCCGGAAAAACUACAAUUUUGCAGCUUUUUUUGGGAGAGUUGAUACCAAAGACUGGCAAAAUUAGCAUUGGGGGUGAAAUAUCAUACUCAUCUCAAGAAGCCUGGCUUUUUUCAUCUUCUGUAAGAAGCAACAUUCUAUUUGGUUUGGAGUAUAAUUAUCUACGAUAUAAUCAAGUUAUUAAGGUUUGUGCCCUGGAAAAAGACUUCAAACAGUUCCCACAAGGCGAUAAAACCAUCGUAGGAGAAAGAGGUGUCUCUCUAAGUGGUGGUCAAAGAGCUAGAAUUAAUCUAGCUCGUGCUAUAUACAGACAAGCCGAUAUAUAUUUACUUGAUGAUCCAUUAUCAGCGGUUGAUACUCACGUUGGACGUCACCUAUUCGACGAAUGCAUAUCCAGACAUUUAACGGGCAAAACCAGGGUUCUAAUAACGCAUCAACUGCAGUAUCUCAAAAUGGCUGACCAUAUUAUUGUUCUUGAUGAGGGGAGAAUCGCAGCACAAGGAACAUUCGAGGAAUUAUCAGACAGCAAUUUGGACUUCACCAAGCUUCUAAUAGCUUCAGAUGAACAGCAAGAUAAACCUGAAGAACCCGUGGUAGAAAAAUCUUUGUCUAGAAGGAUGUCCAGAAAAAGUUCUGCCAUAUCAUGCUUGAGCCACAUCUCUGACAGCGUUGAAAUGGAGCUACAGGAAUCCAAAGUCGUAGAGGAGGAGGAAGUUAUAGGCGAUUUAUCACCAUUUAAAGAAUACUUUAAAGCAGCUGGUAGCACAUGUACAAUAAUAUUACUUGUUAUAACACUCAUAUUGGGUCAAAUCGCUUCUUCUGGGGCUGAUUACUGGGUAACCUACUGGACUCAACAGGAAGCCAUAAGGCACGCUAAUGACAGCAUAUUAAAGGUAGACGAACCCAGUAUGGUUCUACUAAACAACACUAGUAGCCCAACAAACAUCAACUUUUUCUAUCAGGCUACAGACACAGUUUCAUCAUUUUUCGACAACCUAUACGACACAUUUUUAAACGGCAACUUGAUGGAAAAUACCUCAAUGAAAACGAAUGUAGCCAUAUACAUUUACACCAUCUUUAUCAUCGGUUCUAUAGUUUUUACUUUGAUGAGAGCUUUCUUCUUCUUCAGCGUGUGCAUGAGGGCGUCGAGGAAUCUCCACAAAAAGAUGUUCACUUGUUUGUUCAAGGCGCCGAUGAGGUUUUUCGAUACCAACCCCAGUGGAAGAGUUUUUAAUAGGUUUUCUAAGGAUAUGGGUGCUAUCGAUGAGUUGUUACCCAGGGUUAUGAUCGUAGCUCUACAAAAUACAUUGGUGAUGAUAGGUAUUUUGGUUAACGUAUCCAUAUCAAAUCCGUAUGUAAUUAUAUCUGUGAUUAUAUUGGGUAUACUGUUUAUUUUAUUAAUGAAUUGGUACAUUGCCACAACUAAGGCUCUCAAACAUAUUGAAGGAAUAAGUACGUGUACACAAAAAAAAAUUUCUAUAUUUUUGAACUUUUUUUUAGCUAAAUCACCCAUGUUUUCCCAUGUUAACUCCUCUUUAAACGGUUUAACCACCAUAAGAGCUUCAAAGGCACAACAAACGCUUAUAAAUGAGUUUGAUCAUCACCAGGAUGUCCACACUUCUUCCUGGUUCCUGACAAUAACCUCUGUGGUGUCUUUUGGCCUAUGGUUGGACAUCCUUUGCGUAAUUUUUGUGGCCUGCGUUACCUACAGUUUUGUAUUUUUAGCUUCAAUAACUGAAGUAAAUGGCAGUUUGGUAGGUCUUGCCAUAUCCCAAUCCAUGAUCCUAACGGGCAUGUUGCAAAACGGUAUGCGUCAAACUGCCGAAGUUAUAAAUCAGCUUAUCAGUGUCGAGAGGGUGUUGCAUUACACAAAAAUAGAACAAGAAGGCCCCUUUGAAACUGAUGAGCAUAAAAGACCGUCGAAAUCCUGGCCCGAUAAAGGCGAUGUCAGUUUUAAAAACCUGUAUCUGAAGUAUGUUGAAAGUGACCCCCCCGUUUUGAAGAACCUUAACAUAGAUAUCCAUCCGGGAGAAAAAGUGAGAAAAAAAACUGGAGCAGGUAAAUCAUCCCUUAUUACAGCCCUGUUCAGGCUGUCGCCAAUAGAAGGAAACCUGAUAAUAGAUGGGCUAGACACGAAAGAAAUCGGUUUAAGCGACUUGCGUAAAAAAAUAUCCAUCAUCCCUCAAGAACCAGUCUUGUUUUCCGCCACGUUAAGAUAUAAUUUAGACCCUUUCAAAGAAUAUGAGGAUAAUCAGCUAUGGAGAGCUUUAGAAGAGGUCGAAUUAAAAGAUGCAGCAUCAUCCCUGGACUUCCAGGUAUCAGAGGGUGGUAGUAAUUUCAGUUUAGGUCAGAGACAGUUAAUUUGCCUUGCUAGAGCAAUUCUACGUAUGAAUAAAGUUCUUGUUCUUGACGAAGCCACUGCAAAUGUAGACCCACAAACGGAUCAUUUAAUUCAAAAAACAAUACGAACCAAAUUUGCAAAUUGUACAGUACUUACCAUAGCCCACAGACUUAACACUAUAAUGGAUUCAGAUAAAGUCUUGGUUAUGGAAUCAGGCACAAUGGUGGAAUUCGACCAUCCUCACUUGCUACUGCAAAAUCCCGAUGGGUACUUCCACAAAAUGGUUCUGGAAACUGGCCCCAGUAUGACUUUGCAACUCAAAGAUGUUGCGCAAGAAGCAUAUGAAAGUAAAGUCUAA